Messenger RNA from Fragaria vesca subsp. vesca, 2011 nucleotides. RefSeq names its product F-box/FBD/LRR-repeat protein At2g26030-like. The record is from RefSeq and is a predicted model, not a curated record. Lineage: Eukaryota; Viridiplantae; Streptophyta; Magnoliopsida; Rosales; Rosaceae. Gene Ontology annotation, molecular function: protein binding. The transcript has 5 exons. Bases 198 to 1727 code for a protein of 509 amino acids.
GGGCUCCUUAUUUUAAAGCCCUCUAGAAAAUUGGGUGUCAACUCAGAAACAAGAGAGAAGAGCAGUUUGAAUCCCGCAAAAUCAGUCUCAUAAUCGCAAUGGGUACCUGAGAAGUAUUUGAUUCGACUUGGAAAGGAAAACUUGAAGAUCAGGUGGCUUAAGGCAGUGUGACGUAUACAGAACGGAACCAAGUGUCAAUGGAGCGCCAUCAUAAGGCUUUGGCAACUACAAGUCAUCAAUCUCAAGGUGCUGGCAGUUACAGUUUAGUUGACAGAUUUAGUAGUCUUCCUGAUGCGGUUGUUUCUCACAUUCUUUCAUACCUCAAUGCAUUCGAUCUCAUUCAAGUGAGCAGUGUGUCCAAAAAAUGUGGGGAACUAAGUGUUUCAGUCUCGGGAUUAGACUUUGAUGUAAAUGCAAUGCCUGGAGGGAAAGUCUGGUGGAUGCGAUCAAAACUGUUGAAUUAUUUGGAUAGGCUCUGGAUGCGACGCGAGAAUAUCAACAUAGAUAGGUUCCGUGUCUGUUGGGUUUUUGAAGGAGUGACUUCACGUACCUGUGAGGAGCAUUGUCGAGUGAUCUCAUGGAUCUAUGCUGCUGUGAGGUGCAAUGUUGAAAAGUUAGAUCUUCAGAUCACUCUGAACUACAAAGAGAAACCUACAAGUUUAGAGUUGCCAGGUUGCACCUUCCGUUGUGCAUCUUUGACGUCCCUAACACUAGACUUGAAGUUCUGUAUUCUUAAAACUCCCUCAGUCUCCAGUUGCACUAAUCUCCAAUCCUUACUGUUAAGAAGUGUUUGCAUAGAGAAGGAUUUUUUUGAAUGGAUCUCAAGUUCGUGCCAAUGCAUCAAGGAGUUAACCAUUGACUGUGUUCUUAGUUCGACAAUUAUCUGCAUUGAGAUUCCAUCUUUGGAAUUCAUUCAUUUCGUGUUUGUGGGUAGGCGUCAACUAUACACAGACAUUGAUGCUCUUAGCAUUUCUGGUGAAAAUCUCCAACAUAUACAUGUUGAGCAUAUUGACUUGAGAUCAUCAGCUUGUCACUAUAAAUUAAGUAUUACGGCUCCAAAUGUGAAGUAUUUGAAAUUAAAUGGGAAUGUCGCUCAUCGUCUAUCUGUGGAAAAAUUCAUACAUUCAGAAGAAGCUGUGAUUUUUCUUAAUCCGGGGGAAGGUGGAUUUGACAAGGUGGUAUUUGAUGUGGUUAGCUGUAUACUUGGGGUUAAAGUUCUUCGUUUGAACGCAACGACCAUAAAGGCUCUGUUCAAAUAUGAGGGAUCCAUGCUCGGACAAUUUGACAAUAUCCGUCAGCUCUAUAUCCAUACCAAGGGUUUGGAGAAAGACCUAAUUGCGGCAGUGGUUUCUCUUCUAAGUGGAAUGCCUACUUUGAGUUCUUUAAACAUAAAGUCUGAGCCAAAUAACAGGCAAUUAAAAUGUGUGGAACCAACUAGUGUAUCUGUGGGUAAAAAGUGGAGAGCCCAAAGAAUGGCUUGUAUUGACCAACUUAAGGAGGUGACAAUAGAGAUUUCCAAUGGGAACAAGGAAUUGGAGUUGGCAAGAUUCUUGUUGGAGGAUGCUAAGAAUUUGAAGAAGAUGGUCUUACAGUUGAGUGACUGGUCAUACUCUCCAAAGAAAGUAUUGCUAGCAAGGAAGUUGUCGUCGUAUUCAUCAAAUCUUAAUAUGGCAGCAAACAUAGACCAUAUCAAUUCUACUGCCACAAUUGUCUUUGAGGCUGCUUAACGAAAACCAAGUGCGAAUCCACUCCUACGGUCCAGCUUCAAGUUUAUUAUGCUGAUGCAUAUAUCUAUUUUGAAUGAACUUUGAUUAAGUGAAAAAUAGAUAUAUCUAUUUUGCAUAUAUCUACUGAUUUUAUUUUGAAUCAGAUAUAGAAUAUGGAAUUCUAUUCCUUAUGUUGAUUGUGGUUAUUUGCUUGUUAUGUUGGGUCUCAUUUAUCAUGUCGGGUAUGUGCUUGGAUUUUUUUGUAUCAUGAAGAUGCUUGUGCACCUAUAUGAUUAUGAUAUGUA